Pungitius pungitius (ninespine stickleback) is the source of this 3338-nucleotide messenger RNA. RefSeq names its product NLR family CARD domain-containing protein 3-like. Bases 412 to 3105 code for a protein of 897 amino acids. The record is from RefSeq and is a predicted model, not a curated record. The transcript is spliced from 10 exons. Gene Ontology annotation, biological process: intracellular signal transduction. Gene Ontology annotation, molecular function: protein binding. NCBI's taxonomy places the organism in Eukaryota, Metazoa, Chordata, Actinopteri, Perciformes, Gasterosteidae.
GCCAGUGAAAGAACCAGGUGAGGUUCACAGGUUCAGUUACCAGUCAGUUUCCUUCAUCUCGGGGUGAACAAACUGAACCUGCUUCUAGAAACGGACCCCUGGUGGUGGCGGAAACGCGCCGAUUAUUGAUUAUCUACCGCCAAUAAAGUUAGAAAGAAGAAGUGAGAGAAUCUGCAGGAAGUCACGGAGCUUCACUUUAACAUCUUCACGUCCUGAAGAAGAGGUCUGCAACAGCAUCACAUGGACAGGCAGUGGCAGGAUUCUUCUUCUUGAUGUCUGAGCACCACAGAUAUAUUUAUACAUCGACACCUUGGUUUUGUUACGCUAAAGAGUUUGAGACCAGCAAGGAGGUCCAGACCUGAAGGAACCUCAAGCAGGUUGUUGUGAAGGUGUGAAGGUGUGGACUCUGCUAUGAAUCAGGCUGAGGACCCAGAGGACAGUGUCCCUCCCUCUGAAGCCCCUCUGUGUGGGGGACAUGACAGACAGACCAAAGCUCAGAGGACCCAUCAGGGACCAGGACCUGGACCUGGACCCAGCUGUGUGUCCAUGAAGAGUAACCAGUCUAUGGAUGAUUGGAGUAACUUCAAAGAUGAUCAGUCUAUGGGUCAUCUGAAUAACUUCAAAGAUGGAGCCCGUUCUUUUGACCCAAAAGAGGACCAGGAGAGCUCAGAGGUUCCCACAGAGUCUGCCCAGCAGCAUCAAACACACCUGGACUCCAUCUUCAUGCUGCUGGAGGAGAACAUCCUCACCUUUGUGAAGAACGAGCUGAAGAAGAUCCAGAAGGUUUUGAGUUCAGAUUACCCAGAAUGCUUAGAGAAGGUGGAUGAGGAGGUGCUGGAUGAUGAGCAAAAGAGGAGCAGAGAGGCAUUUGUGAAGAUCUCAGUGGACAUCCUGAGGAGAAUGAAGCAGGAGGAGCUGGCUGAGCGUCUGCAGAGCAGACUUCUUUCUGCAUUUUGUCAGCGUGAACUCAAAUCCAACCUGAAGAAGAAGUUCCAGUGUGUGUUUGAGGGCAUCGCUAAAGCAGGAAACCCAACCCUUCUGAAUGAGAUCUACACAGAGCUCUACAUCACAGAGGGAGGGACUGCAGAGGUCAAUGAAGAACAUGAGGUCAGACAGAUUGAAACAGCAUCCAGGAAACCAGCCAGACCAGAAACAACCAUCAGACUAGAAAACCUCCUCAAAGCCUCAGCUGGAGGAGAAGAACCAAUCAGAACAGUGAUGACUAAGGGAGUGGCUGGCAUUGGGAAAACAGUCUUAACACAGAAGUUCACUCUGGACUGGGCUGAAGACAAAGACCACAAGGACAUACAGUUAACAUUUCCAUUCACCUUCAGAGAGCUGAAUGUGCUGAGAGAGAAGAAGUUCAGCUUGGUGGGACUUGUUCAUCACUUCUUCAGUGAAACCAGAGCAGCAGGAAUCUGCAGGUUUGAAGAGUUCCAGGUUGUGUUCAUCUUUGACGGUCUGGAUGAGUGUCGACUUCCUCUGGACUUCCACAACAAUGAGAUCCUGACGGAUGUCACAGAGACCUCCUCAGUGGAUGUGCUCCUCACAAACCUCAUCAGGGGGAAGCUGCUUCCCUCUGCUCGCCUCUGGAUAACCACACGACCUGCAGCAGCCAAUCAGAUCCCUCCUGAGUGUGUUGGCAUGGUGACAGAGGUCAGAGGGUUCACUGACCCUCAGAAGGAGGAGUACUUCAGGAAGAGGUUCAGAGAUCAGGAGCAGGCCAGCAGGAUCAUCUCUCACAUCAAGACCUCACGAAGCCUCCACAUCAUGUGCCACAUCCCAGUCUUCUGCUGGAUCACUGCUACAGUUCUGGAGGACGUGUUGAAGACCAGAGAGGGAGGAGAGCUGCCCAAGACCCUGACUGAGAUGUACAUCCACUUCCUGGUGGUUCAGUCCAAAGUGAAGAAGGUCAAGUACGAUGGAGGAGCUGAGACGGAUCCACACUGGAGUCCAGAGAGCAGGAAGAUGAUCGAGUCCCUGGGAAAACUGGCCUUUGAUCAGCUGCUGAAAGGCAACCUGAUCUUCUAUGAAUCCGACCUGACAGAGUGUGGCAUCGAUAUCAGAGCAGCCUCAGUGUGCUCAGGAGUGUUCACUCAGAUCUUCAGAGAGGAGAGAGGACUGUACCAGGACAAGGUGUUCUGCUUCGUCCAUCUGAGUGUUCAGGAGUUUCUGGCUGCUCUUCAUGUCCAUCUGACCUUCUUCAGCUCUGGUGUCAAUCUGCUGUCAGGAGAACCUGGACCAUUGAGUCUCUACCAGAGUGCUGUGGACAAAGCCUUACAGAGUCCUAAUGGACACCUGGACUUGUUCCUCCGCUUCCUCCUGGGUCUUUCCCUGGAGACCAAUCAGACUCUCCUACGAGGUCUGCUGACACGGACAGAAAGUACCUCACAGACCAAUCAGGAGACAGUCCAGUACAUCAAGGAGAAGAUCAGUGAGAAUGUGUCUCCAGAGAAAAGCAUCAAUUUGUUCCACUGUCUGAAUGAACUUAAUGAUGUUUCUCUAGUGGAGGAGAUCCAACAGUCCCUUAGAUCAGGACGUCUCUCCUCAGAGAAACUGUCUCCUGCUCAGUGGUCAGCUCUGGUCUUCAUCUUACUGUCAUCACAAGAAGAUCUGGAGGUGUUUGAUCUGAAGAAAUUCUCAGCUUCAGAGGAGGCUCUUCUGAGGCUGCUGCCAGUGGUCAAAGCCUCCAACAAAGUUUUACUCAAUGGCUGUAACCUCACAGAGAGAAGCUGUGAAGUUCUGUCCUCAGUCCUCAGCUCCCAGUCCUCUAGUCUGAGAGAACUGGAUCUGAGUAACAACGACCUGCAGGAUUCAGGAGUGAAGCUGCUGUGUGAUGGACUGAAGAGUCCACACUGUGACCUGGAGACUCUCAGCCUGUCAGGCUGUCUGAUCACAGAGGAAGGCUGUGCUUCUCUGGUCUCAGCUCUGAGCUCCAACCCCUCCCACCUGAGAGAGCUGGACCUGAGCUACAACCAUCCAGGAGACUCAGGAGUGAAGCUGCUGUCUGAUGGACUGAAGGAUCCUCACUGGAGACUGGAGACUCUCAGGGUGGAGCCUGCUGGAGUCCGAUGGAUGACACCAGGUCUGAGGAAGUGUAAGUGAGCUUUGAGUUGGAUUCAUCACACUGUGACAUCACUCAUUCACCUCUGUGAUGUCACUAGAUGAACACAUGAUUAAUAACUGCAGCUGUAUUGUGUCUUGUUCUCUCAUCAGAUUCCUGUGAACUCACAAUCGACACAAACACAGUAAACAGAGAACUCAAACUGUCUGACAACAACAGGAAGGUGACACGUGUGAAGGAGGAGUUUCAGUCAUAUCCUGAUCAUCCAGACAGA